CAACCAAGAUUGCGGCCUCUGAUCCAAGAUGUCGGCCCGGAGGGGAGCAAAACAAGAACACGUACUGUCAUAAGUUCAACCCCAACUUUGAUAAUAUCUGUCUCAUUAUAAGAUAAAGCUUAAAAAUGCCCGGGAAAGUGAAGGUGCGGAUCGUAGCUGCUCGCGAUCUUCCUGUCAUGGACCGAACAAGUGAUUUGGCUGAUGCUUUUGUCGAGGUUCGACUGGGAAAUGUCAUGAACAAGACAGAGGUCUGUAAGAAGACGCUGAACCCACAGUGGGACUCUGAGUGGUUUCGAUUUGAGGUGGAUGAUGAGGAGCUGCAGGAUGAGCCCUUACAAAUAAGGAUUAUGGACUAUGAUACAGUCACAGCACAUGAUGCCAUAGGGAAGGUUAACAUCAGCCUAGGUCCCCUCCUUACGCAGGAUCCGCCAGGGUGUAUCAACGGCUGGUUUCCAAUCUAUGACACUAUGCAUGGUAUCCGUGGAGAGCUGCACAUUAUUGUGAAAGUAGAUUUCUUUGUUGAUUCAAACAAAUUCAGACAGACAUCUUGUGGUGUUCAGUUCUUUUAUACAUGCUCGAUUCCUGCGGCAUACAAAGCUCUAGCCAUGCAAGGUUUUGUUGAAGAGCUUGUUGUGAAUGACGAUCCCGAGUAUCAGUGGAUUGAUAAAAUUAGAAGACCAAGAUCUUCCAAUGAAGCAAGACAAAGAAUAUUUACCAAGUUAUCAGGGGAACUUCAAAGAAAAAUAGGCCUGAAGGUCUUGGAACUUGGAGGAAAUGCUGUUGUUGGCUAUCACCAGUGUUUUGACCUAGAGGGGGAGUACGGUAUAGUUGUAAGAGGAAUCGGCACAUCUGUCUUGCUGGCCCGUGUGCCAAACUCAAGUCCAGCCACGCCUACUAACCCUCUCAACUCAUCUGGUCACCUCGGGUCAGCAGCUCUUGUGACGGAUACUGGGUUUAUUUUCCCAGAUGUAAGUCAAUCAGCCUCUCGAAAUCAGUCUGUGAGGAGGCAGAGAAAAUCUUCUUCAGAUUCUGAUCACAACGAAGACUCACCACCUCGGGGCGAAUAUGACCCUACAAAUGAUGCAAGAGAACUCCAGCAAGCCUGCACACAACUAAUUUCUGGUGGUUUAGACAACAGUGCGGAAAGUUCCGGCAACAGCACUCCCUUUCACAUCGCUAAGUCCGUCUGGCCUCGACUGCAAAAUAAGCAAAAGAACAUAGACCAAUUGGACCUCCCAUUCUUCACAAUGACCCGUUUCCCACCAGGGUUUCUAUGCCAUCUAGGAGGAGUGGUGACAGCCAGAUCUGUUAAACUCCUUGAUACUAUCAACCAUCCAGAUGAACCCGAAACUCGUGAUGCAUGGUGGAGUGAAGUAAGGAACGAGAUCAAGUCUCAUGCACGUGCACUUGGUUGCUAUGCAGUCGUGGGUUACUAUGAGACUGCAAGUAUAAGUGAUGAACUAGUUGUUCUAUCAGCAACUGGCACAGCUGCCUGUGUGGAUCUAAAUCUAGGUGAACAAUCACAGCCCCCAGGAUUAUUAGCAACCAUGCCCAAGUCAGCACUUGGGCCAUCAUCGCCAUCAACCGACUUAGACGCUGUCAUGAAUAAUGAUGUGCCUGAUAUAUUGUCCCCUCCAGUGGCUCUUGAAGACCUGUCCACCACCCCGCCCUCCCACGGUUGUGGAGUUUGUCACAUCCCAUACUCCGACACAGAUCUCCCUUUCCCUAUUUCACUCUCUCGAUGCAAUGUAUGCAGACACCACAAAGUUCCAGAUGUGCUUUUCGCAACCAUAGAGCCACCGAUGGACACUUGUAUCACCGGCAAAGGAAGCUUGCUUCAGGCAAGAGUUUGUCGGACGAAAAAGAAAGAGAAGGGUGAAGCGAAUGCAGACAUAGUCAGCACGGUCCUGCCUUUCUUGGAGUACGAACUCCACCAGCAGUUGAUAAACAAGAUGAAAGUGAAAGGCAUGAAUGCACUGUUCGGGUUACACCUUCAGAUAUGUGUUGGGGAGACCCUUCUGAUUGGUAUUGCUUCAGCGACAGCUGUUUACCUCUCCGCCCUACCCCCGCCCCCAAUUCUCAAGGUUUCGGGAAAGAGAUCUUCUUCUGAUGAUGAUAAAAGGUUGACAGAGAUACAAAAGCAAAUCUUAGAAACUACGAACAAGAAUAAAGUUCGCUUCAAGAUCGCUGACCCUGGGUCACUUGGCCCCACUCCCCCGCCGAGCCCGACCCGUAGCCCAUCCCGCAGUCCGUCCCAGGCUACCUCGGUUUUCUCGCCUGAGUCUUCUGAGCCGCUGAACGAUCUGGACCUGACCACUGGUGGUAGGGACGCAUUUGUUGUGGAGGUUGAUGACAAAAAAGAUGAGGAUAUCGUAGCUGUGUUGCUGGAUCCACCCGCUCCCGAAGGUUUUUUCUCCUGUAACACGGAAACCUUGCCUGGGAUUUCUUGGGUCAAAACAGGGGUACAGAUGGUCACGGCAGUACAGCGUCACGCAAUCAGCGACGAGGAGAUAAGAACCAAUCAGCAGUUCGCUAAGAUGUUCGAGGACACUUUAGGGAGUUUCUGGUUCAAGUUGCGGCGGCAUACACCUUGUUGCGUUUGUAAUCUUCGCUUUGAUGUCGAAAUCCCGGAAGACGACAACAUCCAGUUCGCUGUCUCCGGCGUUGUUAUAGGCGUGGAUGAGCAAGAAUGCAAAAAGGAGCUAACAAAGAUUGAAAGAUUAGGAAUACGGAACAGCCCCAGGAAGGCGACCGACUCAGAUGAUCUGCUCUUCCCUAUAGAGGAGGUUGAUGGUAGCAAAGAGAACAUACCUCCUCCAGCUCCGUCUAUCAAACCAAAAUUGACGCUUUUGAACAAACCGCAAGUUAUAAAGCCUCCCUUAUUUCGCCCUGCCGUUGAGGUCACGCCCAUGUCGUACCUGCCAAACGCCCAAAUAGAGCGUUACCUUGGCAACGUCAAUCUAUUCUUUAUCCGCGAAAGUCUAUCCAUAAGAGAGGACGGAGGUCUGAAUGUGUUCAUGCAAGUGUUCUUGGCCGAGGCCCAAGCCAUCCUCAGGGCGCACGUCAAAGCGCUGGGAGGAAAUGCACUCGUCUCGUACCAGCUCAAUGAGAUUGUACUUCUCGACAACCCACAUAAGCACCAGGGCCAGUGCUUAUUAAAUGUGUGCGGAGACGCAGUCGAGGUUUCUUACGAAGAUGAUAGUGAGCUCGGAAACAGCUUUGGCCGCUCCUCGCCAUGCAAGACCCGAUCGAUUUCAUGCUCCGAAGUUGUGCCGAACACGCCCGUUAGGCUAGUUAGGCAACGAUCAGUCUCCGAAACUGCAGCGGACACUGAGUGAAAUAUGAGAAAUUUUACUGAAAUAGAUCGAUGAUGUGUUAUAUAGGUUUUCCUCGGAAAAAGGAUAUUUUUUAAUGAAAUUUCACAGGAAAUCAGUUAGGCUACGAUGAAGAGUAUAAAAAUACUACGUACACUCACGCUCGACCCAAAGAAGAUAGCAGCACAUGGAGAAAAUGCUAAAAUGCUAAUAAAAAGAAACAGGCAAAGCA
Molecule: messenger RNA, 3546 nt
Organism: Nematostella vectensis (starlet sea anemone)
Lineage: Eukaryota; Metazoa; Cnidaria; Anthozoa; Actiniaria; Edwardsiidae
Product: C2 domain-containing protein 5
Exons: 33
Coding region: 126-3338 (1070 amino acids)
Biological process (GO): intracellular protein transmembrane transport; protein localization to plasma membrane; positive regulation of vesicle fusion
Cellular component (GO): plasma membrane
Molecular function (GO): calcium-dependent phospholipid binding; calcium ion binding
Source: RefSeq, a predicted model, not a curated record